AUGUAUAUGCAGGAGCCACUUGCACUUGCACUUGCACUUGCACUUGCACUUGCGCUUGCGCCAGAGCUUUGCUACUUCGUAUGUCUUUCCAAGAAUUGCACUUUGGACGGUGCUGUAGGUACGGAGAUACUCCGUCCUCGAAUGCUCGUUCUUGCUUGCUGGCAUCGCCUCCAAUCCUCGACUUGCCUUCAAUAUCAAAAUCUCGUCUUGACUCUUGCUGGCAGGCCUGGCCCUAGUCUGAGUUUCGACCGUCACACAUCUACUCCGUACCGGACUUUCUCCGCCGCCAGCCAGCCAGCACUCACCGCACCGCAAAUGUUGGGUGCUUUUUCCGUUCAGCAAGUCUACGCGCUACUGCCCUUUCCAGCACAAGUCCGCAUGCGCCACGCAUCGUCCCUGUUCAAUGAGUCGUGGUCCAUCCAUUGA
Hymenoscyphus albidus is the source of this 426-nucleotide messenger RNA. The record is from the annotation of a GenBank genome assembly. Lineage: Eukaryota; Fungi; Ascomycota; Leotiomycetes; Helotiales; Helotiaceae.